Messenger RNA from Dunckerocampus dactyliophorus (ringed pipefish), 642 nucleotides. Its product is annotated as synaptonemal complex protein 2-like. The record is from RefSeq and is a predicted model, not a curated record. The transcript has 7 exons. The coding region runs from base 103 to 642 and encodes 179 amino acids. NCBI's taxonomy places the organism in Eukaryota, Metazoa, Chordata, Actinopteri, Syngnathiformes, Syngnathidae.
AAGCGAGAGCGGGUGUCACUGUGGUGUGGAACAACUGCGCAUGCACUCAUCAUGCGUUGAUGAGUUGCACCGUUGCGUUCUCCCGACUACGACAACAACACGAUGAUGGAGGCCCUAAUGGAAGACUGUCUCAUCCGUGGAGACUCAUCCCAGCUGGUGUCUGUGCUCCGCAAAGAAGGCAUGACAAACGGAAUGCUUACCAGACUGGCCCAGCUGGUCCAGAAGCAGUUGAGCGGGACUGCGUAUGACAAAGUGGCCGUCGUCUUGAAGUCUUUGGAGAUUCUUGUGGAAAACAAAGAUGACCUGAAGAUGCUGCUCGGCCUCGGAGUCAUUUCCAAAGUUUUGUUGUGGUUCCAAACAUUACGUGACGUCUUGAUCACCAACCCCCAAAGAAGCUCCGCCCAGCUCCUGACCCUUAUCGAAAGCUUCUACGACUUCCUGCUUCUGCUGAGUCAGUCGCCUCUACCAGUCACUCAGCUGUCCGUGCUACUUUUGGAGUUGCUUCAAAUGGUUCUGGAGCCCGAAGUCCCCUUCACGCUAAGAUUGGAGGCCAUCAGAACCUUCAACAGCAUCCUGGAGUCUGUUAGCAGAGGUCAAAGGAGGCGGGUCCAGAUGGAACACACACACAUGCAGAAGAUGUGA